AUGGAGUCGCUUACGAAGACACUAUUCCCGACCUUCCAGGCCGCGAUGGAAGCCGCCGAUACCGUUGCUGAGGCUGAGGCUACGCCCUACACAUUCGAACAUCGAAGCGGGAUAACGCUGGCCAACGCAAGUCUGCACUUGUUCGUUGUAUCAAGGCCGGCCCCUACGAAAAUCGGAAGGAUAAAGCUGCUCAUAUCUCUCGUCGUCGCCUCAAUACAGCAACCCAGAAAACAGACUAAGUAUCGCGACGACAUUAUCCGGAAGUUUAAUAACAAUACCCGGCCGACCGAUAUUGCUGGCGAGCUUCGUGACCUGGUUCACGACGAUCCUCGUUUAGCCGGUAUCACGGCUCAAGACGUGAGUAACGCCUUGGCUAGGCACCGUCAGGAAGAACUAGCUGGCCGUACGCCUCUUCAGUUUCUCUACGACCGGCUAGAUAAGUCCGACUUCUUUCAUCGAGAUAGUCGUGAUCCCCAGGGCCGGCUAACUGGGCUAUUUCUCGCGCCUCGUGCUACCUUCCAUCGAUGGCGUCAGCAUCACGAUGUCCUCGUCCUCGACUGUACCUACAAGACGAACCGAUUCAAUAUGCCGUUAUUGAAUAUCUGCGCGGCCACUCGAGAUAACAAAACGUUCUCUAUUGCCUCUAUCUUCUUGAACGGCGAGACCGAGUCCCAUUACUAUUGGGCUAUCUCGUUGCUGCUAGUCCUUUGCGAGAAGGAGUCGAUCCCAUUUCAAGGGUCACUGUCACGGACCGAGAUACUGCGUUGCUUAAGGCGUUAG
Hirsutella rhossiliensis is the source of this 780-nucleotide messenger RNA. Its product is annotated as MULE transposase domain-containing protein. Bases 1 to 780 code for a protein of 259 amino acids. The transcript has 2 exons. NCBI's taxonomy places the organism in Eukaryota, Fungi, Ascomycota, Sordariomycetes, Hypocreales, Ophiocordycipitaceae. The record is from RefSeq and is a predicted model, not a curated record.